Magallana angulata is the source of this 1722-nucleotide messenger RNA. RefSeq names its product free fatty acid receptor 4-like. The transcript has 3 exons. NCBI's taxonomy places the organism in Eukaryota, Metazoa, Mollusca, Bivalvia, Ostreida, Ostreidae. Gene Ontology annotation, molecular function: neuropeptide Y receptor activity; peptide binding. Gene Ontology annotation, biological process: G protein-coupled receptor signaling pathway. Gene Ontology annotation, cellular component: membrane. Bases 316 to 1413 code for a protein of 365 amino acids. The record is from RefSeq and is a predicted model, not a curated record.
CGCACAUGAGAAGCCAUCGACUUUGGAACACGAUAAAGCAGGAUGACGACCAUUGUUCUCAAGUAUAUAAAGAAAACUGAACCAUUUACCACAUCCGCUACAGCACAGUCUCAUUUUACAGCGCGGGUAUUAACUUUACUGAUGUCCUUAUUACGCGCAAAUGGAGGCUCUUUACUUUCCCUCUUGCAUCUCGACCUAAUUUUCGUGUCAGAGCCAGGAUCGAGGGACACUGUUCUGUUCAUUUAUUGUGUGGAUGUAAUCUGAGAUAAAGAUGCCUCACUAAAUCUGUCAUAGGUAAAACCAAACCACUCCGUGAUGGCAAAUGUAAACAAGUCCUACUUUUUUGGACCGGAUCAGGAACAUGGAUGGGGAAACACUUCUUAUUUCACGUAUUUCUCCGAGUUCAACAGAUCUUGGCUCGGUUUACCUUACAUUGAGGCAGUCGUGUUAAUCAUUCUUUUCAUUUUUGCACUAAUUGGAAACUUUGUCGUAUUUUUCCAAAUAUUGAAAGUUAGAAGCACACGCACAGUCACCAACUACUUGAUUUGUAAUCUUGCCGUUGCAGACAUUCUUUUUGUCUCCGGAAGUCCCUUGAUUGCGGCUGCACGGUUGACCGGAACUUGGGUUUUGGGGACUUUCGUCUGCAAAAUGUUGGUGUAUGUUAUGUUUGUUUGUGCAUCUGUGAUGAUCUGGACAAUGACAAUUAUAAGCAUUGACAGAUAUAUCUGCAUUUUUAAAACAUCUGCCAAGAAAAUUACACCUAAAGUGGCAAUAUGUAGCAUUCUACUUUUAUGGAUCCUGGAUUUCCUUGCUUUUAUUCCGCUCUCAAUGUAUUUCAAUGUGAAACAGUUUCCGUUUGGUAAUGAAGAAAUCGAAAUUUGUACACUUAUGUGGCCAAAUAAUUCCAAUAUCCGCAUAUCCAUGAUUUUCACUGUCAGUGUCUGUUUAGUAGGAUUUGUGAUCCCUCUCGCCAUUUUGGUGCUAAAUUAUUGCAGAAUCCUUAGAAAAUUUUGGAGAUCUCGAAACGCCGUCAAAGCAAUCACCACCAGAUCUGCAAAGUCUCGAAAACAACGAGAUAUUCGGCUUGUUAAAAACUUGAUACUGCUCGUAUUCCUGUUUCUUGUGAUGUGGUUGCCUAUUUUCAUAGUCUUUGUAUUGAUUCAAGCUGAUGGGAUGGCAGAUGCCAUGAACAUUUCUUCGCAAGCACUUAUUGGAUCGCUGUGUCUUGCUCUCGGAAACGCUUGUGUUAAUCCGUUUCUGUAUGGAAUAAUGAACGACCGAGUCAAACGCAGAAUUCUUAGAAAUGUGUUUAUGAAGAAUCACAAAAUACAGUUGGCGACAUCUGAAAGUAAAACUGGAAAUAGUGUUAGCAAUAUGGGCUAUGAAGGGCCUAGUGUGACAUCCUCAUCUUGAACUGUUAAAAUGUAGAGAAAUUAAUAAUAGUAUGCUCGUGAAUGAAAUUGUUCGUCGGAGUAGUAGCAAUAUUAGAGUCAUUUUUACUCAAAUUAGAUCUUGCAAUCAUUUAAAAAAAAGAUCCAUCUAUAUGUGUGCGCAUGAGUGGUUGACAAAAUUGUUUAUAAUGUGAAUUACGAGAGACACUAUUUCAUAUGUUUCGCAAGAUAUUAUCAGUAAAAGAGUUAUGAAGUUUUUAAACAUUUACAUGAUACAUGUAUAUUAAUAUGGCGUAUUUUUAGUGAAGAACAAUAAUAAGAUCUUAUUUUU